AUGAAGCGGCGUUACCCUGGUGACGUGAAAAUGGAGAACGCGAGAGCAGCGGCGGCGGUCGGCGUUUGGUCCACUCACGAACGGAAGCCCGCCGGCGUGGCUUCGAGCGUACCUUCACCGGCGGUUUCCGGAAGCGGUAAAAGCUGGUUUUGGAAGGUUCAGUCGGCGGCACCGCGGCGGUGUUUGUGUUUCUGGAACGCCCAGCGGGACAAGAAGGAAGAGGUUGCGUAUCCGAAAGAUGUAGCCUGCCUGCCGCGGGUCUCCAGCCUCAGCCCCAGCUCCUGCGCCCCCUGUGGCCGAGGCCCGACGACAGCCAGCCAGCCAGCCAGCCAGCCGCUGGGAUGCCCCCAACCUCGUCCUUCAAAGUCGACCUUCUCUCGGGGGCAAACGUUUGAAGAGCUUUUUGAAAUCGGCACAACGCAGAGAUCACAGGAAAUGGACGAAGACAAUCCCAUUCAAAACCAGACGCCAACGGACGACCCGAGUGAAGCAACGGAGACGGUAACGUCUCAAAGCGCUGCGCCACAUCCCUCAGAUCCAGCAUGCGAGCCCACCACUGCGCUGCCCGCCGCCACCGCCAGGCCACGGCGGCCCCAGAGAAGCUCCAGAGUAGAAGGUUCCGUAGACGUGUGUGAGCCCAACGCCGAGCCCACGCGGGGAGAUAUCCUUGGCGAAUGCGACGCCGACGGCGCCGCGCCAAGUCGUGCAAAAGCUGCCUCCGGCCCGCCCGUCAGACCCUCCGGCGACCGGCCCGCUCCCAGCCUCAAAGCCGGCCCAAAGGGUCCCGGGCACCACGCGGUCAGGGCCGCCUCGGUGCCCCACCCGCCUGCCGUCAAGGCUGUACCCGCCCACCUGAACCCUUACGCCCAGAGAGCGCUGUCUGUUGCAGGCACAGCCGACACUCAGGCUCAAACUGUCGAAGAUUUCAGGGUGCACAUCAUCACUUGGAACGUGGGUUCAGCCACGCCCCCCGACGACAUCACCUCCUUGCUGGGUCUGAACGUCGGCGACGGCAACACUGACAUGUACAUCAUCGGGCUGCAGGAAGUCAACUCUAUGAUUAACAAACGGCUGAAAGAUGUCCUGUUCACGGACCAGUGGAGCGAGGUCUGCAUGGAGAGACUCAGCCCCUUCGGAUACGUGCUGGUGACCUCCCAGAGGAUGCAGGGCGUGCUGCUGCUGGUUUUUGCCAAGUACUACCAUCUGCCCUUCCUCCGCGGAGUCCAGACGGAGACCACCCGCACUGGCCUGGGGGGUUACUGGGGAAACAAAGGUGGAGUCAGCGCCCGCAUGUCAGUGUUCGGUCACACGAUCUGCUUCCUCAACUGCCACCUGCCGGCUCACAUGGAAAACUCGGAUCAGCGCAUGGAGGACUUUGAGAGCAUCCUGCAACAGCAGCAGUUUGAGGGCCAGGCGGCCUCUGCCGUCCUCGACCACGAUGUGGUGUUCUGGCUUGGGGAUCUCAAUUUCCGCAUCGAUGACUUGGAAAUGCAAGUGGUGAAGACGGCCAUUGAAAAUAACAAGUUUUCGGUGUUGUGGGAAAAAGAUCAGUUAAACAUGGCAAAGGAGAGCGAGACGGUGUUGGAGGGAUUCCAAGAGGGGCCCCUGAAGUUCCCCCCCACUUACAAAUUUGACAUUGGGACAAACGUAUACGACACAAGCGGAAAGAAGCGUAAGCCAGCUUGGACCGACCGGAUCCUCUGGCGCCUGAGAGCCACGGUGCCCACUGCCGGCACCGGGAAGCGGAGUUCUGUUUCGGGGCUGACCAGCGGCACGAAAGUAACGCAGCACUGCUACAGAAGUCACAUGGAGUACGUCGUCAGCGACCACAAACCGGUCUCUUCCAUCUUUACCCUGCAGUUCCCUUACAAGGUGGACGUUCCCCUGGUCACGGUGUUGGUGGAGGAUGAGUGGAAUAGCAUCGCUGACGCCGUGGCCAAGUUCAAACUGGCACCCAACUAUUCGCGCAGCUCCUGGGACUGGAUCGGACUCUACAAGGUGGGUUUCAAACACCACAAAGAUUAUGUGGGCUACGUGUGGGCCAAACAGGAAGAAGGAGAUUAUCAUAGACAGGAACAUCAGGUAACCUUUACGGAAGAGGAACUGCCCAAAGGCUCAGGAGAUUUUAUCUUGGGUUACUAUAGCAACAACAUGAGCACCAUUGUGGGUGUCACGGAGCCAUUCCAGAUCCAGCUCCCCACAUCCGGCCACGACACCAGCUCGUCAGACAGCUCCGACUUCAGCUCCGAGGACGACAGCACCGUCGUCCUCAUGAAGUCCAGGUCCCGCAGUCCCAGUCCUCACAAGGCCAAGCAUCACCGCCGUCGGAGCGGCAGCCCCAGCCGCUCGGGUAGUCCCGCGCGCGGCAAAAUGAAGGAGGCCGACGGCGCUCCAUCCGUGCCGGCGUCUACGGGCGAGUCCACAAAACCCCCAGCAGAGGGCGGCCAACGGCUUGCGGCUCAAGAGAACGACAAACGGCGAGAGGAGCCGGGAGCCUGAUUCUGUCUCUUGGAAAGCAAAAAUGCGAAUGCCUUCAGGUGCUGACGCACGAUGGCCACGCUGAGGAAGGGUUCUGGCUCAGGUCGCAAGUCUUGUCAUGUGUCAAAUCUAACGCUGCAGUCCAAGUAUGACGAGAAACUACUACGACUGCCCCGUCGAGCAGACGCAUUUGCCAUCAAUGAUCUUUUGUUGCUUGUAAUGAUGCAUUUUCUCAUUUCAAACCCCAUCAUCCAUUCCCCUUUGGAAAUUUGUUAUUUUGAGACAUGCACAUGAUUGCUUUCGGACUUUAUUUGCAAGCGGAUGUAGCCACAACAGCGACUACAGGAAGACGGCGCAACCAGCAGCCGACUUCUCAAACCAAUCCCCCCCCCCCCCGGCGGGGUUAAUAACUCUUCCUGGAUGGCCAACCUCAAAUCUAAAAGCAAAUAUUUGUACGAGGGGCUUUCGCGACUCCGCCGUUAGCAACGUCAGCGGCAUUGCACGUGUCGGCGCGGAGAGCGAGUGCAAGCGUCGAAGGCCUUUAAAUAGACCCCCGAACGAGAUGCGGCGUCCUGCGGGAGGAUCGCUCUCAGCUGACACAGCACAGCUGUCCUGCCAGAAUUCACUUUUAUUGGCUGCGGGGCAGCUGAUAUUGUCGAGCUGAUCACAACGACAGCCGAGAUCUGAGCGGCCAUCUUUGAAAGAAAUUAGCAACAAAAAAAUGAAUCUGCAGAAAUCCCUUUUUUUUUUCCCCCCGCAUUAUCACUCAAUUAUGAACAGUUGCAUGGCUUGUGGAAAUAACUCUACCAUGUAGAGCAGCUACAUGGCUUCGCAUUUACAACGUGAACCACACCUGGCGUAUAUUAUUACGACAUAUCUCGAUUCCAACGUGCUAUUUCAAAUACCGCACAUGCUUCGUCCACUUUCAUUUCAUCUCCAGUGACUGCGUUCCCUUCGCUAAAAGUUCUCUCCCGUGACUGAUCCCGGUGUUUAACAGACAGUACAAUAGUGAUAUGAAUAUUGUGUAACCUCCGCCGGCCCGUAAGACACUUUGACCCCUUCUUGAACUUUUAGAGUUAGGAGUAUUGUGUAACUGUUACCUCAGUGUGCGCGCCGCGUCCGACUGGCGUUUGCAUGGCGUGGACGUGCUCGACAUUCCGGUGCUGUGAUUUCUGUGCCGUCAAGUGCUGUUUUUAGACUCUUUUUGUCGUUUGUGAAAGUCGUUAGGAAAUCAUUUCAAGAGCUGUGAAGGUUCAAAAUGUAUCUUGAAGACAACUGCGAGGAUGGGCACACCUGCGUAGAUCUGCUGAUUUCAAAGUGUUGACUACGUAUUUUAUUUUUAAAAUGAAAUUACAGGAUAGGCUAGUGGGCCUUUGUUUGUAGUAAGAUGUUUAAUAAAUAAUGUGAGAUGAAUUAGAAACAUUUACCCGUCAUGAUCAAUGACCUGUGGGGAAAAAAAAAAAAAAUUAUAUAUAUAUAUAUAUAUAUAUAUAUAUAUGCUGAAUGUCAUUGAUUUCCUAUGUGUCUGAAAUAAAUAUGUAUCAAAAGAUGGAUAAAAAAUUAAAUAUGGUAUUAAAAUAGUAGACACUCUAUGCCACAAAGUUUAUUUUCCUUAAAUUAUGCAUUUAUUUUCUUAUUUAGAUGUGUAAGUGUUCAAUGAGCCUGAAUUCUGCUGGCCAGUGAGGGAGCAUUAUUUCAUCCAAAAGUUUAUUUAUUAUUUUUUUUUUGAAUGCACUGAGCUUGAUUUCUCAAGUUGCUUGAAGAAUAAAUUACAAUAAAAUAUAGAUUUUUUUUGGUGUAUUAUGUGUACAUCAUUGUCUGCCUCUGUUUGACCUAUGAAAAUGAUUUUGGAAUGCAGAGCUAAAUGAGCGUGUGCAAAGGCGUUUUGUGCAUUUCGAACUACAACAGCAGGGACAGUGGCCUUUUAUUGCGGGUGGCCUACGGUACAGGGCUGUCAAACUCAUUCUUAGCAGGGGUCACAUUGUCGUUAGGGUUUCUGACAGAGGGCCAUCAUGACUGUGAAACCAUAAAAAAUCUUUAACUGACCCAUCAUAUUUACACAUUAAAUUUAUCCACUAGUUUUUCAACUAUUGUUGAUGUUUGGAAACACAAAAAUGCCCGCACUUUCCCAACGUCACCAUUUAUGAUAUGAGAAAUUGAAAUUUUGGUCCAGAUUUUUUUUUUUUUUUUUUACAAAAAUCAUGGAAGUUUUGAUUUGCCUUCACGGGCUGCAUAAAAUCAUGUGGCGGGUCGCAGCUGGCCCCCCGGGCCUUGAAUUUGACACCCGUGGUCCAAUAGCUCGUUUGCAGUGCCGCACUCGUGAAGCGGACGGAUACAUUUGUGAACAAUGUUUGA
This is a messenger RNA of Syngnathoides biaculeatus (alligator pipefish), 4833 nucleotides long. It is a transcript of the gene inpp5jb, whose product is annotated as inositol polyphosphate-5-phosphatase Jb. The coding region runs from base 1 to 2499 and encodes 832 amino acids. Gene Ontology annotation, molecular function: phosphatidylinositol-3,4,5-trisphosphate 5-phosphatase activity; phosphatidylinositol-4,5-bisphosphate 5-phosphatase activity. The record is from RefSeq and is a predicted model, not a curated record. Gene Ontology annotation, biological process: negative regulation of peptidyl-serine phosphorylation; phosphatidylinositol dephosphorylation. Gene Ontology annotation, cellular component: cytoplasm; plasma membrane; ruffle. The transcript has 16 exons. Lineage: Eukaryota; Metazoa; Chordata; Actinopteri; Syngnathiformes; Syngnathidae.